Molecule: messenger RNA, 1254 nt
Organism: Erythranthe guttata (spotted monkey flower)
Lineage: Eukaryota; Viridiplantae; Streptophyta; Magnoliopsida; Lamiales; Phrymaceae
Gene: BPA1
Product: binding partner of acd11 1
Molecular function (GO): RNA binding
Source: RefSeq, a predicted model, not a curated record
AAGCCUUAUUCAGUAUUUUAAACUGCACAGAGAAUCAAAACCUCACCAUACUUUCCUGCCUUUCGUAGAGAAAUCUCAUCUCCAAAUUUGCUUCUCUCUCUCUAACACACACACACAUAGCACACCAGUUUCCAUUUUUUUUUUCAUUCGAAUCCAAAUAGGUUUUGAUCUUUCUCCCGAACCAAAUAGACUCCGUUCCUAUGUCGAUCAGGACUGUGAAAGUAAGCAAUGUGUCACUUGGUGCUACUGAACAAGACAUCCAGGAGUUCUUUUCCUUCUCAGGGGUAAUUGAAUAUGUUGAAAUGAAGAGUGGGAACGAGCGAUCUCAAACUGCACUUGUCACUUUCAAGGAUCCGCAGGGUGCAGAGACUGCAGUUCUUCUUUCGGGAGCUACAAUUGUUGACCAGUCAGUUAAUAUUGCGCUUGAGCCAGAUUAUGUGCUUCCACGUGCCGCAUCAGCACCAUUUUUGGCAUCAGAAAGCAUAAAUGUUGGCGGUGUAUCUGCUGUCCAAAAAGCAGAAGACGUUGUGAGCAGCAUGCUAGCCAAGGGCUUCAUAUUGGGGAAAGAUGCUGUUAACAAAGCAAAAUCCUUCGACGAGAAGCACCAGUUCAUAUCCACUGCCACAGCCAAAGUAGCUUCACUGGACCAAAAGAUUGGAUUGACCGAGAAAAUCAGUAUCGGGGCAACCAUAGUCAAUGAUACAGUGAAGGAAGUCGACCAGAAAUUUCAGGUUUCUGAAAAGACCAAAUCGGCUUUUGCCGCUGCUGAGCAGACUGUUAGUAGUGCAGGAUCUGCCAUCAUGAAAAACAGGUAUAUUCUAACAGGUGCUUCAUGGGUUACUGGUGCAUUCAGUAGGGUGACUAAGGCUGCUGGGGAAGUUGGGCAGAAAACGAUGGAGAAGAUGGCUGAAGAAGAACAUGGAAGAAAUUUAGCUGAUGGUUAUGAUCAUGUCCAAAGCUCCGAAUCCCCAAAAGCUGAGAAGAAACCCUCCUCUCCAAAGGGCUUGAUUCUCUAAAUUUGUUGGGCUGAUAGUUUUUCUGUAUAUAUAUGUUUACGUUUUCGGGGUUGAAUUCUUUUACUAGAAAGUAGCUUGUUAUUUUCCAUGUUUGGUCAUUAGGCUUGAAUAAGGGACAUGAAAUAUUGCUGGAUAUUUACUGCCGUUUAUAGUACUAGUCUUCCGUCUUGGCAUCAGGAUAUAAACUCUUACAGUUAUUGGCAUCUUUGCUAGACAAGUUUCUUAUCUUUGCACUGUA